This is a messenger RNA of Penicillium arizonense, 801 nucleotides long. RefSeq lists its product as uncharacterized. Lineage: Eukaryota; Fungi; Ascomycota; Eurotiomycetes; Eurotiales; Aspergillaceae. The transcript has a single exon. Bases 1 to 801 code for a protein of 266 amino acids. Gene Ontology annotation, molecular function: hydrolase activity, acting on halide bonds, in C-halide compounds. The record is from RefSeq and is a predicted model, not a curated record.
AUGUCCCGGGAUGGUUUCCCUUCAAUGAUAUUCUUCGAUGUCUUAGGGACAGUUGUGGAAUGGAGAUAUUGCAUCGCAAACGAACUGAAUGCCGCAGCACAAAGGGCCUUACAAGAUCAAGUUCGAUAUCUGAGUGCCGAUGUGCGAGCACGUGUCUCUGAUAUGUCCACUUCGAGCUGGCAGGAGAUCGCUGAGGAGUGGCAUCGCUCAUAUAUGAACUUCGGAGACACUUACGAUACAUCUAAGCCCUUUGUCUCGGUAGAUGAGUACAACCGCAUUUCUUUAGAAAAUAUUCUCACCAAACGGCUUCUCCGGGGUUUAUUUAACGAGGACGAUCUCAAAAAUUUGGCACUCGCUUGGCAUCGACUUGAGUCAUACUCUGACAGUGUGCCAGGCCUUUCGUUGCUGAGCACUAAAUUUUUGACGUCUACAUUAUCCAAUGGUAAUGUAAAACUCCUCGAAGACCUACAAGAACACAAUUCAUUGCCUUUUAAGCACAUCACUAGUGCAGAGCAUUUCGGUGCUUACAAGCCGUCGCCAGAGGUCUAUCAUGGUGCCGCCCGCAGAUUCGGUUUCAGGAAUUCGCAAUGUUGUCUCGUCGCAGCCCACCUUGAGGACUUGCAUGCCGCCAAAAAAUGUGGGUUUCAGACAAUCUAUCUCGAGAGACACUUGGAAGAAGCUUGGGAUAGUAGCGACAUUGCGCGAGCCAGAGAAGAGGGGUUUGUCGAUUUUUGGGUCGGUGUUGGGGGCUCAGGUCUGGUUGAAGUUGCUCGGUACUUUGGAAUAGAAAGUGGAUUUUGA